Molecule: messenger RNA, 240 nt
Organism: Protopolystoma xenopodis
Lineage: Eukaryota; Metazoa; Platyhelminthes; Monogenea; Polystomatidea; Polystomatidae
Source: the annotation of a GenBank genome assembly
AUGGUACCAAUGGCUGCCAAACGGGAUGGCAACCAGCUGCAUUUUGACACACGCCACCAGGUUUCGAACCCUGUUCCAACUGCACUCCAAUUUGGGUCAAAACAAUCCCAGCAGGUAAGUCUUAAUGAAAUGCACUGGCAUCAUGAAACAUUGUACUGGUUUCAUUUUUUCGAAACUCAAUUGCAACAACUUUUAUCACUUUAUCCAAUCUAUACUUUUUUGCAAUUCUUCCAACAAUAG